AAACGAUGACUGUUCUUUCCAUCCUCCUCUUGCUGGCUCUAACAGAUGCAUCCGGAGGUCUGUUCUGGAGAAAGUACAUUCAUCAGGACCAGUCUUUAUCCUGGACUGAAGCGCAGACAUUCUGCAGAGACAAUCAUGUAGAUCUGGCAAUUUUUAACACACAAUGGGAAUUCGAAAGUUUCUGUAAUCAAACAAUGAGUCAUAAAGGUGAUGAACGCUGGAUCGGCCUUAGAAAAAAAACAGGUGAGAACAGUUAUACACAGUGGUCUAAUGGAGAUGUACUGAAUUUCUCAAAUUGGAGAUCAGGAAGACCUGACCACAUCAGCACUGAAGACUGUGUGUUUACUAAAGGUUAUGAAUGGGACGAUGCACAAUGCACAAAGACCGAAAAAUUUUUCUGUUACCUUUGGGCACCUGAGAUGAUUGUGGUGCAGGAGAUGAAGAACUGGGAUGAGGCUCUGGCACACUGCAGAACGCACUACACUGACCUGGUGAGUCUCACCACGGAGACAGAUCACUUUCUGAUCAACAACAGGACAAGAGAAAUUCUAACACCAACGUUCUGGACUGGUCUACGCUUCAUGGAUGGUUCAUGGUUCUGGGCGAACCAGGAGUCUCUGUUGACUCCGUCUUCAUUGCCUCUAUGCCCCGCCAAGCCUUACCAGUGUGGGGCGCGAAACAUUAUUGACGGUGUCUGGGAGAACAGAGACUGUGAGGAGAAAAUGAAGUUCAUUUGCUACCACAACAUUUAAGUUCAUGAAUUCACUCCUUAUAAGAUGAAGAGGUUCACUGCGAUCGAGACGAUGAAGAAGCAAAGAGCUGAGAUUCCGAGAAGAUUAACAUCAAUGAACAGGAUACAAUAUUGUAUUGUAAACUGAAUUAUUACGUUUGAAUUGUUACUCCAAUACUCAAUAUUUACUCCAAUAUUUGCUUUCUAU
Neoarius graeffei (lesser salmon catfish) is the source of this 938-nucleotide messenger RNA. RefSeq names its product lectin BRA-3-like. Lineage: Eukaryota; Metazoa; Chordata; Actinopteri; Siluriformes; Ariidae. Bases 6 to 752 code for a protein of 248 amino acids. The transcript is spliced from 2 exons. The record is from RefSeq and is a predicted model, not a curated record.